UAAGUCCAUAUUGAUCGAGUGACUGGUUAAUUGAGUACUUCGUCUGGAUCCCGCCGCAUCUCGAAACAAUGAGGGUCUAAAUUGUCACAAUAAUAAGUCUAAUGGCCGAUAACAAACUAAGCAAAAACAAGAGUGGCAUCCAACUCAAUUAACCAAAGGCGCCGGCACCAAUCAUGCAUAUGGACAGCACCAAAACAGAGCAUUUAAAUAGAACCCACAAGAAAGACAAAGACUACACAUUUCGAAAAAACAGAGCACCCCAAAAACAGAGUACCCAAAACAAACAGCAAAAUGGCAAACACCAAUAUUGGCGGCGACAUCCGAUCAAGGAUAACCCUCCGGCCCUUCCGGCGAACAGACGCCGCCGACAUCUGGAACUACUCGAAGAACCCGGAAACGACCCGAUACACGCCCUGGAGGCAAUUCAAUUCAGAGGAAGAAGUCGCCGCCUACAUAGAGACCUACUGCAUUCCCCACCCCUAUUGCAGGUCCGUGUGCAUUGAAGACAGGUCAAUCGGGCUGGUGAUCGUCACGCCGGGGACCCGCCCAGACGAGGCGCGGCGCAGGGAGUUGGGAUUGGUGGUGUCGCCGGAGUAUUGGUCGAGAGGGGUGGGGACGAGAGUGGUGGAGAUGGUGGCGGAGGAAUCGUUCAGGAUUUUCCCGGAGAUGGUGAGGCUGCAGGCGGGGACGGAUGUGGGGAACAUAAGGGCCAGGAAGGUGCUGGAGAAGAAUGGGUUUAGGAAAGAUGGGGUGAUGAGGAAGUACUUGUUCCACCGCGGGGAGGAUCGAGAUGUGGUGUUUUAUAGCCUUCUGGAUUCUGAUCGCCGGCAACCGGCUCCGCCGGAGGAAAUGUGGCGGCCGCUGGUGUCGUUGUUGCGGUUAUUGAGGUUCAGUUUCUUGCUGAAUUUUCUUUGCUCGUUGUGUUGCUUACUUGGUGACUCAGUCAAACCUUUGCGAUGAAUAUCGUUUUGGAAUUUGGGGUUUCUCUGUUUUGGUAAUUGUUUAUACUGUUGAGUGAGGGAGUGGAAUCGGUAGUUAGCGCACGGUUGGAAGUUGUUCAGAGAUUUUAGUUUCUUGCUGGGGGCGUAGGUAGCGGUGGAGACAAAGUAAAGUUGCAUGUACUCUAUAUUGUUGCUUUGUUGGUGGAAACAUGUAAUCUAAUGUUGGUUCGUAGUUUUCUUUCUGGUAACAUAGAUAGCUUACAUGUCAUAAUGUUCAAUCAGGCGCGGCAGUCGACAAGUAGUCGGACUGUCAAUGAAGGACGUUUUGUGCCAUUAAGUGGGCAACCCUAUUACCCCAAAUCAGAAUAGAAGUACAUGAAAAAGAAACAAAAGAUAGGAAUAGACAUGAACUUUCUCUAGAAGAGCAUCCCUAGACCCUCCUAUAGAAAACCUUCCCCUUGAUCUGUUGUUGGUUUGGGUUAGGCAAUGUGGAUCACCAUGCUUCGUGCUGGAAGUAACAACCACCUUGGGAGCACGUGCUAACAGGUGUCUGGCGUUGUUGGAUUGUGCGCAAAACGCUUAUGAAGAUUGGAAGGAUAACGUGACAAUUUUAGAAAUAAAUAUCAUCACUUCAUAUCUAAUGAUCAAGAUGCAUUUUGUGGUCGAUCUGACGGCUCACAGAUUUUGAUGUGAGCACAGUAAUCAGAUCUCACAGUUUUCUUAGAGCCGCCCGUCCGCCAGGGUAUAAUAAAGGUGGUCUUUUUUGGAUCAAAAUGAACAAACUCAUGCCGAGUUAUACAAAAGUUAGUAGGCUAAAUUGUAACUAGAGAUGACAAUUGGAUUGGGUCUAUGGAUUGGAUCAAGUGGAUUGGAUAAAAUGGAUUGGAUAAUAUGGAUUGGUUGAUUGAUUCCAUGAAUCAAUCCAUGGAUUCAAAUGACAUCCAAGUCUUGGACCAAAAUGUAAAUUUUGAAAAGUUUAGGUACUAAAAUAUGAUAAUAAAUAUUUUUGGAUACCAAAAUGUAAUAUUCCAAAGACAUUUUUGUCAAAAAAAAAUUAAAUUUAGGGAUGGGAGGCAGAGUGGUGUGGGUGAAAAAUUGGAUUUUUUUUUUCAAGCAAUUUGCGGGGAAUUGAACCAUUGACCUCAUUGAUGGAGGUGUGCCUACUUAAAAAUUAGACAACAUGGGCUUCCUCGGUAAAACGUAGGUCUUGCGAGAGGCGGACCUAAAUUGGUGCCCCCACAACCUCGUUGUGAACUCCACGACAUCAGGUUUCUCCACCAUCUCUCCUAGUGGGUUUGACGUUGACAAUGAUAAUUUGUAAAAAAUUUCACCGGGCUCCAUAGCAAGCGCAAAUUGUUGAUGGAACUUUUCAUCAAGGCUCACUAUAAGUGCCAAUUGUUGAUGUCAGGGCGCCAUUCCAUGAGAGGACUUGAGGAUCCUAUGAUUUCGCGGCAAAUCGACGGAGAAACUAGUGGGGUUGAGGGCCCGCAGUUCCACAUAAAAGAUUGACACAGCUCAAUCUUGGUCGAGAGAUCCUCAAUUCUUGGAGAUAACAAAUUGAUUGAUGUUUG
Molecule: messenger RNA, 2512 nt
Organism: Linum trigynum
Lineage: Eukaryota; Viridiplantae; Streptophyta; Magnoliopsida; Malpighiales; Linaceae
Source: the annotation of a GenBank genome assembly